GGAUAUUGGAGGGGGACAUUGGUGGACGGACUGGGUGCAAGGAGCUGGUGUCAAUGGAGGAUCAGGACUCCAGGGUCCCAGCCCUGGAACCAUUCAGGGUGGAGCAGGCACCACCUGUAAUCUACUAUGUCCCUGACUUCAUCUCCAAGGAAGAGGAGGAGUAUUUGCUUCGACAGGUCUUCAAUGCCCCAAAACCAAAGUGGACUCAGCUCUCUGGAAGGAAGUUACAGAACUGGGGUGGGCUCCCCCAUCCCCGGGGGAUGGUUCCUGAGCGGCUUCCUCUGUGGCUUCAGCGCUAUGUGGACAAAGUAUCUGACCUCAGUCUUUUUGGGGGUCUCCCAGCCAACCACGUCCUUGUGAACCAGUAUCUGCCUGGGGAGGGCAUCAUGCCCCACGAGGACGGGCCACUGUACUACCCAAGCGUCAGCACCAUCAGCCUGGGCUCCCACACCGUGCUGGACCUCUACGAGCCGCGGCAGCCGAACGAUGAUGACCCUACAGAGCAGCCCCGGCCCCCGCCCCGGCCGGCCACCUCGCUGUUGCUGGAGCCCCGCAGCCUGCUGGUGCUCCGAGGCAGCGCCUACACGCGCCUCCUGCACGGCAUCGCGGCCGCCAGCGUAGACCCGCUCGACGCCGCCUCCCUGCCGCUCAACGCGGCCGCCUGCCCGUCCGCACGGCCCGGAGCCCACCUGGUCCGCGGCACCCGCGUCUCCUUGACCAUCCGCCGGGUGCCCCGAGUGCUGCGCACCGGCCUCCUCCUCAGCAAGUGAUGCCCGGCCCCGGGACCCGCUGGGCUUCCCAGGCUCUCCACUCCAGCGAGCUGUGACUCUGCAACCUUGAAACUGGGGCAGAGGCGGUUCCCCUGAGUUAUUUCCCCAGUAACUUUGUGGGAACCACAGAAAAAGACCUCAUUUCAAAUAAACAAACAAAAAUCUUC
Messenger RNA from Miniopterus natalensis, 937 nucleotides. It is a transcript of the gene ALKBH6, whose product is annotated as alkB homolog 6, nucleotide demethylase. Gene Ontology annotation, cellular component: nucleus. NCBI's taxonomy places the organism in Eukaryota, Metazoa, Chordata, Mammalia, Chiroptera, Miniopteridae. The record is from RefSeq and is a predicted model, not a curated record.